Messenger RNA from Drosophila ficusphila, 2224 nucleotides. RefSeq names its product glutathione hydrolase 1 proenzyme. Gene Ontology annotation, biological process: glutathione catabolic process. The transcript has 4 exons. NCBI's taxonomy places the organism in Eukaryota, Metazoa, Arthropoda, Insecta, Diptera, Drosophilidae. Gene Ontology annotation, cellular component: plasma membrane. The record is from RefSeq and is a predicted model, not a curated record. Gene Ontology annotation, molecular function: glutathione gamma-glutamate hydrolase. Bases 263 to 2002 code for a protein of 579 amino acids.
AGCCAUCAGUCGAUCGUAACUGUGCUCCAAGGCGGGAGCUGCUGGAACCGAACGGAGAACGGAGAAUUACAUUAUUGCAUAGCCGCCCAAAAGCGCAGAUCACUUCUUUCCUCUGUUGUUCAUAUUUUUUUCCGUGCUUUUUCGAGACUCUUUGUUUUUCUGUGUUUCUGUGUUUUGUGGCCAAGGCUUGCAACUUUUGCCGGUUUCGCUCCCCAAUAUUAAUUUGGUGUAAAUAUACCACUCGCUGCCCAAAUCACGUAAAAUGAGGCUGGUCUGCGGCAAGAAGCUCUUUCUGUGGCUGCUCCUGGCGGCCCUGAUGGUCACGGCUCUGACCUUGGGCCUGGUCUUUGGUCUCCGGAAUCGGAACUCGAGCUACAUCAGCGGCGCCGUCGUGUCCAAUGGCAUUGGGUGUGCAGCGGUGGGAGGAGAUGUCCUGACCGAUGGCGGUUCCGCCGUGGAUGCCUCGAUUGCAACGCUCCUCUGCGAGGGCUUGCUGCUCCCGCACUCCAUGGGAAUCGGAGGCGGCUUUGUGGCCACCAUCUACACGAGGAGAACCCGAAAAGUGGAGACUCUGAUUGCCAGGGAAUCCGCUCCGGCGGCGGCGCACAAGGAUAUGUUUAUCGGCCAGUCGGAGAUCACGGGUGCGACGGCGGGAGCGGUGCCAGGUGAGAUUCUCGGCUACUGGGAGAUGCAUCGGAAGUACGGAAUCCUCCCAUGGAAGCGACUCUUCCAGCCGGCCAUCAAAUUGGCCCGCGAGGGUCACGUUGUCUCCCGCUACUUGGCCUCGGCCAUCCAACAAAAGUUGGAGAACAUCCGAGCGGAUCCGGGACUGUCUUCGGUGUUCCUCAACGAGAACCAAGAGCCCUUCGUCGAGGGCGACUACAUGAAGCGUCCGGCACUGGCGGACACGCUGGAGAGGAUCGCCGAGAAUGGAGCCAAGGAGAUCUACGAUGGCGGCGAGACGGGUCGCAAGUUCGUUGAGGAUAUCCAAAAAAUGGGUGGAAUCAUCACGGAGCAGGAUCUUCGGGACUUCAAGGUGCGCUGGGACAGCGAUGGCCAUGUGGCAGCCAACGUGAGUGGCAGCUACACCCUGUACUCCACACCGAUGCCCAGCAGUGGGCCCGUUUUGGCCUUCAUCCUGAACCUGAUGGCCGAGCUGAACACGGAGAACGAGCAGAUCUACUGGCAGCGCGCCGUGGAGGCCUUCAAGCACGCCUAUGGGCAGCGAACCCAUCUGGGCGAUCUCUACGAGGAUCCGGUGAGCGGUGAGGCCAUCAAUGCCACGCUGGAGAAGAUGCUCCAGCCGGAGUUCCUCGACAGCAUCCGGCAGCUCAUCCACGACGACAGCACCUCGCAGGAUUACCUCUACUACGGCGCCAAUUUCACCGUGGAGGAGGACCACGGCACCGCCCACAUGAACGUCCUGGCCACCAACGGCGACGCCGUCUCCAUCACCAGCACCAUCAACAACUAUUUUGGCGCCAAGGUGGCCUCAACGCAGACGGGGAUCAUCCUGAACGACGAGAUGGACGACUUCUCCACGCCGGGCGUGGUGAAUGGCUUCGGGUUGCCCGCCUCGCCGGCCAAUUACAUUUAUCCGGGCAAGCGACCCAUGUCCUCGAUGAGCCCGGCCAUAAUUGUGGACCAGGACGGCAACGUGCGACUGCUGGUCGGAGCAGCAGGUGGCACUCGCAUCACAACGAGUGUGGCAGCUGUGAUCCUGAAGUACCUGCUUCGUGGCGAGUCCCUCACCGCUGCGGUGAACAAUGGCCGUUUGCACCACCAGUUGGCUCCGAUGCGUGUGAGCUACGAACAGGAAGUGGACAGCAGUAUUACCGACUUCCUCGGCCAGGUGGGUCAUGAACUCUACGAGGAGCCGGCGGGAUCCAGUUUCGCUGCGGUGACCGCCAUUGGAGCUCUGGAGCAGCCCGAACCCUUCUACGAUCGACGUCGCAUCGGCAGCUCCCUCACUGUGGCCAGAGCCAACAAGAUGCAGCAUUAGGAUUCGUUCCCUUGCGUUGCGUUUCCGUUUUUGUUUCGAUCCCGUUUCGGGAUUCCGUGAUUUUAUUUAUUACAACCUAGUCCGUAAGUCGCAAGAGAAAGCCCUGUAAAUAACUGUAAACAGUAUUUCGAAUAGAGAGUGUCUUCGAAAAUUCUUUUUAUGUAAAUAACAGGCUGUGAAUGCCCAAAUAGCCAAAUAAAUGAAUUGGAUUUUAAUACUGUA